This is a messenger RNA of Aspergillus oryzae RIB40, 960 nucleotides long. Its product is annotated as Fig1 domain-containing protein. NCBI's taxonomy places the organism in Eukaryota, Fungi, Ascomycota, Eurotiomycetes, Eurotiales, Aspergillaceae. Gene Ontology annotation, biological process: conjugation with cellular fusion. The record is from RefSeq and is a predicted model, not a curated record. Gene Ontology annotation, cellular component: membrane; mating projection tip. Bases 1 to 960 code for a protein of 319 amino acids. The transcript is spliced from 3 exons.
AUGGGGAUUCGAAGCAGCCUCACCAGUAUGAACUCCCAUGUUAUCCAGCCGUGCGGGGCUCAACUGACAAUUCGCGUUUAUAGGAUUUGUCCCUUUCAUCGCGUACCACCAUAUUCUGAUGGGUGUCUGUACAGUUGCAAUUAUCCUCUUAUAUCUUUAUUUUUUUCGGACCAUAAACUUCCUCACAUUUCUCCUACGCGAUGGCUGAUCAACCCACCAGCUGUCCUCCUCGCGGGAUGCACAUCCUCCAACGGCAUGAAUAAUAUCUAUCUAGUCUCCCUCAAGUAUAGAAAUGCUAGUACAUCGACCCCUAACGACCCCUCAUUCAUUAAUCCCAGCAUUGCUGAAAAGGUCUACAAUUUAUCGCAACCACGCAAUACUACGAUUCAAGAAGUGCGGGCUGGGUACAUGGGUCUCUGCUUGACUCGGAGUGACGGCGCGCAAUUCUGUUCUAGUAAUGCGGCAGCUUUGGCCAGUAUGGUCAAGGAUCAGGGAUUGCAGGGCAGUAAUGAUACUGCCGAUCCACUGAAUUUGAUUUGGAUUGCGAAGAAUUUCAAGGAGACGAUUGUGUUUGACGGGUUGAUAUUCAUCGCCGUCGCCGUGGCAUUCAUUUGUUUACUCGCAUUAGCCACAUUCCCAGGCUGGCACGAGGAAGUCGACGAGGACGGCUCCGAGCGCGAAGUCAAGCCCUUCCCCUCACGGCGAGUCUCGCAGGCUGCACUAGGUAUGAGUACAUUGGGAUUCAUAUUCGCCUUGAUCUCAAUCCUCUGGCAGCACAUCAACAGCAGUGCUGCAGGAACCAUGUCGGAGAGUCUUACGUAUGGGGCCAUCGAGAGCCAUGUUGGGACGGCGGCAAUGGUUCUCGGGUGGGCUGCCGUAGUCUGUCUUGGGGUUGUUGCUCUGGCAUUGCUGGUUAUGAUUAUGAGUAUUAGUCUUCUCCGUCAAUUGACGGAGGAGUAG